Messenger RNA from Loa loa (African eye worm), 264 nucleotides. RefSeq lists its product as hypothetical. The transcript is spliced from 2 exons. The record is from RefSeq and is a predicted model, not a curated record. NCBI's taxonomy places the organism in Eukaryota, Metazoa, Nematoda, Chromadorea, Rhabditida, Onchocercidae. The coding region runs from base 1 to 264 and encodes 87 amino acids.
AUGGCUGAAAAAUUGAUGAUGAUAAACGAAAGUAGCAAUCAAAAAAUAAACCAUCACCCAGGUCUAAAUAAGUCAUUUUCACAAACUUUAAAAUGGAAAGAAGCAACGCCGAAAUAUGAAAGACCGCUUGGCUUGAAUGUGUAUGCAAAUCUAGAUGAACCAACAAUAAAUCAAGAGGAAUUGUACAGUCAGGAGCCUAUUUCAACAAUGAUUCGAAGAAUGAGUAGAACUAAUAAAUGGAAUAUGGAAAAUGAAGUGAAGUGA